AUAAUUAUCAGUCCUUAACUACCAGAAUUGGCCUUGAAGUCAUAUCUCAAAAAUCUAAUUAGGCAAAUAAAGUAGAUGUACCAGCCACAUGAAGGUCAUGUAACACCAACCCCCUUCAUUUUAGUAGAAAUUGCACAUCCCAUACAUGGCUUAUAAAUCCCUUUUCUUUCAUCCAAACAAAACCAUCUGCCGGAAAAAAUGUUGUGGAUUUGUACUAUUUUCACUUGGAUCUGCCUGCUGGUAGCGGUAUCCAAUGGCCAAUCUCCUGCAGCUUCACCAUCGGCUACACCUGUCAUCGUACCACCACCUUCCAUCACCCCAGUAACACCGACACAAGCACCACCAGCCACCCCCCUACCGUCUCCAACCCCUCCAACCACCCCACUGCCGUCCCCAACCCCUCCAGCUUCUAGCCCAUCUGUCCCACCACCUCAAACUCCACCACCACAACCACCAGUAAGUUCACCCGUCUCAGCUCCAUCUACACCACCACCAAAGCCACCAUUGCCUGCCCCGACACCACCACCGGUUGCUUCACCACCCGCAUUACCACCUUCUGUACCUCCACCUAAAGUUUCCCCUGCACCUGCACCAGCACCAGCAACACCACCACCCGCACCAAUUCCUCAACCACCUUCACCAGCUCCGGCUUUACCGCCACCGCUACCAUCACCAGCUCCGACACCUAUAACUGUUACACCUGCCCCUGCACCAGCUCCCACAAAACACAAAAGAAGAAAACAUAAACACAAGAAACAUCAUGCACCAGCACCUGCACCCGCACCAGUGGCUAAGAGUCCACCAGCACCACCGACGCCUACAACUGAUGACACUACACCAGCGCCAGCGCCAUCACUUGAUCUCAGUAAUGGGAGAACCCUGUUACAAAAGGGGGGAAGAUUUGAAACAGGACUCGUUGCCGGAUUUAUUAUGGCUGUUCUAUUAGUUAUCAUAAGCUAAUUAACUUCCUAAAUGAUUCACAAAUCACAAUUCAACUAUUUUUUGUUGCAUGGAGAUUGUAAGAAAUCAACAUUUUCCCUUAUGUUGAUUCCUCUACUACUAUAUAAUACAUUUUGCACUUGUAAUUACUUCGAAUUCUUUUUAAAUGUAUGCAUAAAGCCGAGAUCUUAAUCAUAGUUGUGAAAUGCAAGCAUAAUGAGUGAUAUAGUACCAUUGAA
This is a messenger RNA of Erigeron canadensis, 1178 nucleotides long. RefSeq names its product lysine-rich arabinogalactan protein 19-like. NCBI's taxonomy places the organism in Eukaryota, Viridiplantae, Streptophyta, Magnoliopsida, Asterales, Asteraceae. The transcript has 2 exons. The record is from RefSeq and is a predicted model, not a curated record. Gene Ontology annotation, cellular component: plasma membrane. Bases 199 to 960 code for a protein of 253 amino acids.